This is a messenger RNA of Neogale vison (American mink), 2860 nucleotides long. RefSeq names its product lipoxygenase homology domain-containing protein 1-like. Lineage: Eukaryota; Metazoa; Chordata; Mammalia; Carnivora; Mustelidae. The record is from RefSeq and is a predicted model, not a curated record. Gene Ontology annotation, molecular function: protein binding.
UGGCCAUGAAGACAUAUUUACUAUCAUGGUUGGAAACAUUGGAACACUCUUUAAGAUUCGUAUUGGUCAUACUAACUCUGGACCCUCCCCUUCCUGGCACUGUAAACAGAUACAAUUGUGGAACAUGAAUUCUGGAAAAGAGUUUUAUAUACCUGUUCAACGAUGGUUGGCACGAGAUCAAGAGGAUGGGGAAAUCUGUCGAGAAUUUCCUGUUUUAAACAAAGGACAACCCAUACUUCCAGUGACAGUAUACGAAGUGCAUGUGGCAACAGGUGAGCGUUGGAAUGCUGGAACAGGAGCAAGUGUGUACAUUUCUAUCUAUGGGGAAAAGGGAGAUUCAGGAUCUAGACAACUAUUUCGAUCAAAGAACUCCUUCAGUUUUUUAAGAGGACAAACUGACACCUUCUCCCUAGAAGCUGUGCAUCUUGGGGAUUUGUAUAAGAUUGUCAUAGGUCAUGAUGGGGUUGGCCCAGGAAAUGGCUGGUUUCUUGAUGAUGUUGUAAUCAAGGAUCCGGUAACAAAUCGUGAAUAUACCUUCUUCUGUCACAGGUGGUUGGAUCAAGGGGAAGAUGAUGGUAAGAUUGCCAGAGAACUGCAAGUAAUGGAUAACAGCAUCAUCUUUGCAAGUGAGUGUCAUAUAUUAGAAAAUUCUUACUAUGAUGGUUGAGGAAAGUAUGAUUCUGCUGAAAUUAAUAAUUUUCUUUUUUUUAUUCCCUCAGGUCAGAAGCUAGAAUUUAAUAGAAAAGAAACAUGGGCUGCAGAAAGAUGGAAGUUUAUGAAAGGAAAUACUCUACAAUUCUACAACAGGCUCACUGGAGGGUUUGUCCGUCUGCAUCCAGAUGGCACAGUUGAUGCAAUUGGAGAGAAGACAGACAAAUAUGGUCUCUUUGAUGUUAUUUUCAACAGAGGAAAUAUAUGCAUUUUCCAAAGUCAUGAAAUAAGACAUCUUUCUCUUGCUAUUGACAAUAGCAAUGUCACUGGAAUGGCUACUGGUGGAGCCUGUACUGAGCUGCGGGUGCUUUAUCAGCACGACCGUUGUGCACUUCUUGAGUCAGUGCUGGUUCCUGGUCAUGUAGUUACUGUUGAUCAUCAUGGCAAAAUAGCUGAUGAAUCAUCAGCAGGCUACGCAGACCUUUCAAAAGAAUUUGUGGUUUUUGUCAAGGGUGUGUUCCUCAACAGUGCUGUGGUUCUACUUGCUACCAGCCUGUGCCAAGCCCUGUGUCUCCAGCCUGAUGGGAGCUGCACUGGAGUGGGAAGCCAGUCUGAAAAAUCCUACUGGAAAGUGCAUAAAAUCAGCUCUGGUAUUUGCAUGUUUGAAAGUGUGAAAAAUGAACGGAUGUAUCUAAGGAUUAAGGAUGGCCAGUGUGAUGGAACAGGUACAGGAGAUACUGACUGUCAUUUUAAAAUUAAGAAGAACUUGGAAAAUGCAUCUAUAAGCCUGGAAUCCAUGAAAAGCCCAGGAUUGUUUGUUGGACUUCAGCCAGAUGGACAGGCAAAACCAGUUAUUUAUACUAAGAAUGGGAAUGUUUUCUUCUAUCCACAGGUCAUCAAAUUAGUGAGAUACUAUGUUGAUGUCCAUACUGGGCAACUGAAGCAAGCAGAAACAGAGUCUGAAGUUUCCCUGUGUCUCUGUGGAGAGAGGGGAGACUCCGGUCUUAGACUGCUGGACAAAUCUAAUAUGCCAGUAAAAUUUCAAAGAGGACAGACUGAUACAUUUCAAGUGGAAACAGUGUCACUUGGAAAACUGCAGAAGGUGCUGUUGCACUGCGAGGCCAGUGAGGAAUCCCAGUAUUGGUACUGUGAGAAGGUUGUGGUCAGAGAACCUGGGACUGCAUCAGAGUCUGUCUUCACCUGUGAAAGAUGGCUUCCCUUUAUGUCUCAGGGCAUAAUUCAUUCAGAAAUUGAACUUUAUCUUGAAGAAGGAGAUUGGAAGGUGACCAUUGUCACUGGGGAUCUUGAAAAUGCUGGCACUACAGCAACAGUAUCUCUUUAUGUCUAUGGAGAAGCAACAUGUUCAGGUCCUAUUAUUUUGGGAUCUGGAAAAUACCAGCUGUUUAACCCUAACAGUGCAGAUAUAUUCAAGAUUAAUCUUAAAGAUAUUGGUGAAAUAUAUAAAGUACGCAUUGGACAUGACAACAGUGGAAAGGAUCCCGCAUGGUAUCUGGAAGAAAUUAGGCUUGAAAAUAUAGAUACAUGUGAGGUGUAUUGUCUAGCUGUUGACUCCUGGAUAGCUGAGAAUGAAAAUGGUGGAGAUCUAUGGAAAGAAGUGCCCAUGGCAAGAACUAAUAAAGCACCUUUACCAGUUAAUGGCCUGGUGGGCGUGCCGGGGGGUGAUAAGAAGGCUGACUCAGCUGACAGUGACCUUUUCACAGGUUCUGGCUCCCGGCUUUCUUCAGGGGAGACCCAUGAUAAUGGGAGGGGAGUUUUGGGGCCACAACCAUGGCCAAAGAAACGUUUGAUGCUAGGUUUUGUAGUGGUUUAUGAGAUCUACAUGUACACGGGCAGGAAGCCAGGCGCAGAGACAGAGGCUAACGUGGUUAUCAACCUCAUUGGCACCAGAGGAGAUUCAGGGAACCGAAGGCUUCAUCAAUCCCAAAAUAACACAGUCAAGUUUCGGCGUGGACAGGUUGAUAUUUUUUCCAUUGAGGCAGUGUCUCUGGGAAAACUGAAGAAAGUUCUGAUUAGUCAUGAUGGGACAGGUCCAGGUAACGGAUGGUUUCUAGAGAGUAUUAUUGUUAAGUCUGAAGAGGAAGAUGGCAGUCAAGAAGUGCUGUUUCCAUGCAACCGGUGGCUAGAUGAGUACCAAGAUGAUGGCAGGACUGAACGAGAAUUGUUCGCAGAACAUGAAGUCUCACUGUGA